AUGGGAUUUGCGAAAAUAUUUGCAAAGACCAUAGGCUUCGCAGGUUACGCUCUGCAAUAUGCGUGUUUUACACACUGUACUUUUGAGUAUGUUGGCGAUUUUGUAAUGUGCUCUGGACCUUCAAUGGAACCUACAUUGGAAACAAACAACAUACUUUUUACGGAGCAUAUCACUCCAAGAAUGCAAAGAUUACGUCGAGGUGAUAUUAUAAUAGCAAGGUGUCCUACAAAUCCAAAGCAAAACAUAUGUAAGAGAAUAACUGGCUUACCAGGUGACAAAGUUCGAGGUCACUUUCGAAGAAGCCAGUAUGUUCCAAGAGGCCAUGUUUGGCUAGAAGGUGAUAAUUCUGGUAAUUCUUCUGAUUCCAGAGUCUACGGCCCUGUUCCACAAGGCUUAAUAAGAAGUAGAGUCGUGUGUAGAGUGUGGCCAUUAGAUAAAAUUAGUACUUUGUCCCAAAUUUAG
This is a messenger RNA of Leptosia nina, 462 nucleotides long. The record is from the annotation of a GenBank genome assembly. NCBI's taxonomy places the organism in Eukaryota, Metazoa, Arthropoda, Insecta, Lepidoptera, Pieridae.